GAACGCAUUUCGCAAGUGUUAAGCAUUUCUGUACAGCACAUCAACUUGGGUUUGGUGUCGCUGAUGACUCAUUUUGCUCUGACUAUGUUUUCUGUCUCAAUCAUGUGGACACAGCAGAGAAACUUUUAUCUGGCAAUAGUCUCUUAUCUCUUCAUCUCAUCUUCAGCUUCUGCAGAUUUUGACAUCAGUUUAGUCGGGUCAGCUCGGUGCUAUGGAAGAGUAGAAGUCUAUAACAGCACCAGCAGGGGAAAACUCUGUGAUGAUUCCUGGGUCUCAAAUGAUGCUACAGUGGUCUGCAGAGAGUUGAAGUGUGGGAAGGCACUGGCAAUCUCUCAGUCGGUCAACUUUAAUUCAUCAACAGAAGAAAUGUGGCUUGCAAAUGUGAACUGUUCGGGGCAAGAAACGUCUCUAACGCGGUGUCCUCAUGGAGCAUUUGGAAAAAAUGGCUGUGAACACAAUGAGGGUGUGGGUGUUGUCUGUUCAGAGACCCUGCAGCAGCCCAACAUCUCCCUGACAUCUCUUGAUGGUGUACAGGUCUGGGGUCCUAAUGCAGAUGCAGAGGUCACCAAGGGCCAUAGCUUUGUCUUUACCUGCUUCAUUAACUCAAGCCUCAAUCCAAGCCAUUUCAGGCUGAUCUUCUCCAACAUCCCACACACCAAGCCAGCUGUCAACAACUCAGCUUCCUUUAGUUUCCCUGUAGCUGAGUAUAAACACCAGGGCAACUAUAGCUGUGUGUAUCUCAUAACUCUGGAAUCACAGAACUUAACUUCUACCGAGUCAGCACCGAUUCAUGUCGUCAUCACAUUUCCUUGGCUGCUGCUGGUCUAUUUAGUAGUUCCUGCUGCGAUCCUGCUGCUACUGCUGGUCUUGAUGGUGGUGUGUCUGGUAAUCAGGAGACGACGAGCAAAACAACAUGAAGGCCAUGUCCAGAUGCAAAUUACUGCCACAAACCGUUAUGAAGAUGAUGAGGAGGAGGAGGAAGAGGAGAGGGACUAUGUGAAUGUUCAACCAGUGGACAGAAAAGAGACAAACGAAACACAAGAAGUGGAGGAAGACAAAACUGAUGAUCAUGAUUAUGAGAACAUGGAGAAUGAAGAUAAUUACAUAGGAUGCACACCGCUGUCUGUGAGUAUAGAGGACAGAGCAGAGGAAGACACAGAUGAAACCAGUGAUGAUGAUAAUUAUGAGAACACAAAGGAUGAAGAUAAUAAAACAGGAUGCACACCGCUGUCUGUGAGUAUAGAGGACAGAGCAGAGGAAGACACAGACGAAACCAGUGAUGAUGAUAAUUAUGAAAACAUGAAGGGUGAAGAUAAUUACAAAGGAUGCACCCCGCUGUCUGUGAGUAUAAAGGACAGAGCAGAGGAAGACACAGAUGAAACCAGUGAUGAUGAUAAUUAUGAGAACAUAAAGGAUGAAGAUAAUUACAAAGGACGCACACCGCUGUCUGUGAGUAUAGAGGACAGGGCAGAGGAAGACACAGACAAACCCAGUGAUGAUGAUGAUGAUGAUAAUGAAAACGACUAUGAAAAUGUAACGGAGGAAUAUGCCGAACAAACUGUAGACAUUUAUGGACAGGAGCAGGAAUUUUAUCAAAUCUUUUAGGUUUCCAAUGAUUAGUAUCAACCUGGGGAGCCAACAUAUGAGAACUACACAAGAAGAAUACACACAUCAACACUUUGAAGUCCUUUGAUCUUCUCGGUCUGAACUUCUAUUUCAUAGUGUGACAUGAAUCUAAUAUCUAAUAAAAUCUAAUGCAGUGUUUGUUAACUCAGCCAAGGCAGUUAUGUUUAUGUAGUGUUUAUGUGCGUGAGAGUCAUUCUGUCUGUAUGCACAAUAGCUUGAAAGGUUUUUAACAAUUUUUGAUUAAACCUUGUAGUGGUGUAGAACAGGGUCAUGUUAACAAUCCGUUAACAUGACCCUUACAUCCACCAAAGUCAUCAAAGUCAACUCAGUGAGUU
This is a messenger RNA of Oreochromis aureus, 1961 nucleotides long. RefSeq lists its product as uncharacterized. Gene Ontology annotation, cellular component: membrane. The transcript is spliced from 6 exons. NCBI's taxonomy places the organism in Eukaryota, Metazoa, Chordata, Actinopteri, Cichliformes, Cichlidae. Bases 64 to 1605 code for a protein of 513 amino acids. The record is from RefSeq and is a predicted model, not a curated record.